AAGAGCUAGCUAGUCCAAGUGCUGUCGGGUAGCAUAUGGCGGAGAGUGUUUUCCCCAGAGUUUGUGUAGAGAAUAAAAAAGUCCCUGUGAUUGUGUGAAGAUGUCUAAAGUCCAAAUGCUGAAUGCGUUGGUGAAGCAGCGACUAACCGCGGCUGUUGAAGAGAUAUUUGGGCUGUUUGAGAGAACGAUAGCCGAGUACGAGGAGGAACGGUGUCGGUCGAAAGAGGAGAACGAGCGACAACGGAAACUUCUGGACGCUGUUUUCAACCCUAAGCUUCAGUUACGCAGGACAGAUGUCCAUCAGCUGUCGGCGAGUAAAGACAUCGAGAGAAGCAGUCUUCAAGGGCUGGAGGGGGCUGACAUCACCAAGUUGCCAUUAAAUUUACAACAACAUACCGAAAACCAGAUUGGAGACUCUUCUGAACCUGCACCGGGUGACAGUGGUGGCUGUAGGGUGACCAGAGCAGCUCGGUCAGGUUUAAAGUCUUUGGAGAAGGAUGACGUUCCUGUCAGUGAUACCAGGCGUCGUACUGGUUGGAAACAAUUUAGCUGCUCAAAGUGUACCAAAAGUUUUAUUGUCAAGUCGUCUCUGAAGAGACACAUGACAACACACAUAGUAGGGAAACCUUUGGAGGACUGUGAAGGACCAGAACCAGCCAGGAACUUGGAUCCAGACAGACAUCCAGAACCAAAAACUGAUGACAAGACUGGAGACUCUUCUGAACCUGAGACUGAUGACAGUUAUGAGUGGAAGAAUACCAGAGAAGCUCAGUCAGGUUUAAACUCUUUGGAAAAGAAUGGUGUUCAUGUCUGUCAUUCGAGUUGCAGUAGGCCUGCUUGUCAGAAACCAUUUAUCUGCUCUGAGUGUGGCAGAAGAUUUGGCUGCAAGUCACAUCUGAAGGGCCACAUGAUUAUCCACACAGGACAGAAACCUUUCAGCUGCUCAGUUUGUAAAAAAUCUUUUGCACGGAAUGAUUAUUUGCAGUUACACAUGAGAACCCACACAGGAGAGAGACCUUUCAGCUGUGCAUUUUGUAUUAAAUCUUUUGCACGGAAUGAUUAUUUGCAGUUACACAUGAGAAUCCACACAGGAGAGAAAAGAUUCAGCUGCAGUGUUUGUGACCAGAGAUUCACUUGGCUUCAUCAGUUCAGAAACCAUCAGCGUGUGUGUUGUCAGCCCUCACAGCUUCAUCAAAGACAAACUGAACAGAUGGAAACCGAAGCUGAUGGAGAGGACUGUGGAGGACCAGAACCAGCCAGGAAAUCAGAUCCACAUAGACGUCCAGAACCAAAAACUGAGGACCAGACUGGAGACUUUUCUUAACCUGAGACUAAUAGACAGUAAUGAUUAGGAGACCACCUCAGCCAGGUUUAAACACUCAACAUAAUAAUGAAAUCCUAGUGCCAGACACUUAUUAUUGCCAAAAAAUAGUUGAGCUUCUACUAGUGAGGAAGGAGAUUUUUCCGCAGAACAGAGAUACAAGACUACAGGCCUACUAUCAACUCAGGGGACAAUCUGCAGUCACAUGUCCAAGCGGGAUUUCCAAAGCAGCGGCAGAAAAACUGCUGGUACAAAUGAAACAGAAACAGAGGAUUAAGGGUAACAACCAUUUGUUUUCAACCAGGACCCCAUUUUACCAUGCAUUUAUGUCUAAUAGACCGAUGGUACCAUAAACUAAGCUACAGAAAUUGUGAGUUUGUGUUGCCUAAAAGAUUUUCAAUGCCAUAGCUCAAUAUUGAAAUUUUGCCAAUGUGGAUGAGGUUGUUAUGGUUCGAUGACCACCUGUAUUCAUUUGAGCCAGAGUAUAGGCUAUGGAAGAAGUAUACGGAUAAAGAGCGGACAAGGGAAGAGAGAGAGAGAGAGAGAGGCUGCAGAUGCUCAGUGUUUGUGCGGUCAUUAGGCUAUAACACACCCAGGGUUUUAUGUUCUCUAAAAGAUUUUCAAUAAAAACAGUGGUUCAUAUUUUCUCAUGUCUCACAGCCCUUUUGAUUAGAGAAGGAAAUCCUGACUUGUUAACAAAGCGUUGGGUGCAAGGUUUAGUCACCCAACUUUUGUAUUCAUGAAAAAAGACAAAAUUUCAACUCGGCUUGUUUGGUUUAUAUUUUUCCAUGUAGCUCUUAGUCUCGGCCCCCAUUCCUAGCAGAUGGGUGUGACCCAGAGGCGAUUUCUUUAAGACUGCAACGGAAGCUCACCUUCCUCUAAAAUGUCAAAAAAUUAAUGGUCAAAUAUGUACUAAUGUGUUAACAUUUUAUUGGCUAAAAAUGAGCUGGAAUGCGUUCAGCCUAAGAUUGAUUUAUGCAAAAGAUAGGUCAAAAUAAGAGGUAUUAUUAGCUCACCUUAUAUGACAAGGUUAGCUGGCUGACUGGAAGUACUGUGGCAAAUAAAGUGUACCGCUGGCCAUGCCUCUUGAUGAAAUCAUCUCAUGGAUAUCAUGAAGUUAUUAGUGCUGUCAAACGAGUCAAAUAUUUAAUUGCAUUCAUGUCAGUUAACUCAAUUAAUUGCACAUUUAUCUAUUCUAAAUUUCCCUUAAUUUCUAUUUGUCCUGGUUCCUACACUGGGUUAUCCUCCUGCUAGCGUUAGCAGCCAACAGGCUUACACAGGGUAAGUUUUAAUCUUGAUUUUAUCCUCACAACAUGUUUGAAAUGUCAUUAAGGGCCUACUCAUGUGCACUGAUUCCUUCUGAGGGAACACAGCGAAUCUGACUGCUGCAGAUAUGACAGAAAGGCAUAAAAAUUGUGUUAAUCCAUAACAUAACACACUUUAGUGUUAGACUUUACUAACUACGUGUUUGUUGAAUUUCUGAAGAAAGAGGUUUGGGUCCAAUGGAAAAUAUACACAAAGAUUUAUUAUUAAAAAAAUAAGACAAAGCACGAAGAAUUACGUUACAGCGGGCUAGAAAUAGGGUCUUCACCCAAAAGUUUUACAUCUAUAUUUCUUGUUUCCCUCCCUCCUAUAUUCCUAUUAGCCCAGGGGCGGUUACUUUUCACCCUCAUGAGUAAAACCCAUCCUUAUUGGCUCUUUGCUGGCAUGGUUUCUUCGCUGUCCAAUGAGGAAGGACAUGCUCUAACUCUGCCCCUUUGGGGUCAUUUUUGGACACAGAUCAAAAGGUUGUUAUCAUGUAAGCGAGAAGUUCUAACAGAAAUACAGUUAAUCAACAUUCUCUUCUCUUAGCCUAGUGUAAGCCACCAGGGGGUCUGAGACAGAAGGUUACUUCCUGUUGUGAAGCAAUCAUUUUUUUCUAUAAAUUAGUUUUCAGUUCUAAUCUAUUUGGCAGAGCCAGAAGAAGAGAGGGGUAAAUGAGAGACAAAAGGGCCAUGUUGAUCUACUCUUCACUGAGACCAAAGAUAGUUAUAAUAACUCUAUAAUAACUUUUCCACUGUGCAUCACAGACACUAACAGAAUGUCACACUCUGCUCUCUUUAAUUGUAAAGGCAGUUUUUUUAUUUCUUGACCCAGGCUUUUGGACUUAACUGAACAGAGUGCUGCACAAGUGCUUUAAGCUUUAUAUGUUAAGCUAUAUUUUUAUAUUGUGGUUUGUUUCAACCAUUUCUACUGCAAUUAACGUGGCACUAGAGAUUUAACUCCUUUUUAUUAUACAGACAUGUCUUGUGACAGUUAAGUUUGCCUUUACAUUGACCCACAGCAGUGUUAUGUGUGGAAUUUACACUGGAUUGUAAAAGGUGAACUACAUUAUCUAAUUGAAUUUUUAACAAUCUUAGAAAUA
This is a messenger RNA of Etheostoma spectabile (orangethroat darter), 3725 nucleotides long. RefSeq names its product gastrula zinc finger protein XlCGF57.1. The transcript has 3 exons. The record is from RefSeq and is a predicted model, not a curated record. Bases 101 to 1324 code for a protein of 407 amino acids. NCBI's taxonomy places the organism in Eukaryota, Metazoa, Chordata, Actinopteri, Perciformes, Percidae. Gene Ontology annotation, biological process: regulation of transcription by RNA polymerase II. Gene Ontology annotation, molecular function: RNA polymerase II cis-regulatory region sequence-specific DNA binding; DNA-binding transcription factor activity, RNA polymerase II-specific.